Molecule: messenger RNA, 997 nt
Organism: Cuscuta campestris
Lineage: Eukaryota; Viridiplantae; Streptophyta; Magnoliopsida; Solanales; Convolvulaceae
Source: the annotation of a GenBank genome assembly
CGUGACACGUCACCACAUAUCUGACCGGACGGCAUUAAAAAAUUGACAUGAAAUGCCCUUUUACACCCGCUUGAAGCUUCUUCUUCUUCUUCCUUCCUUCUGAAACUGCAAUCCGAAAAAAGGAUCUCGCAAAAAUGGCAGCAGUUGCUUCCGCCGCCAUGGCCGGCAACCUCAAGAGCACCCGGCCUUCUUCUUCUUCUUCUUCAUUGACCAGUUCUUUUGUCAACCCCAAGGGCAUUUAUGGAAUCCCCUUCAAUCUUUUGCCUGCAAGAAGCAGAAAUCCUCGCUUCACUGUCAAGGCUGUCCAAACUGGAAAGCCUACUUUUCAAGUGAUUCAGCCGCUGAACGGAGACCCAUUCAUCGGGAGUUUGGAAACGCCCAUAACCUCAAGCCCACUCAUCGCAUGGUACCUCUCCAACUUACCGGCCUACCGGACUGCCGUGAGCCCACUUCUCAGAGGGGUUGAGGUGGGCCUGGCCCACGGGUUCUUUCUGGUGGGCCCGUUCGUGAAGACCGGCCCAUUGAGGGACACGGAGUUCGCCGGAGCUGCAGGGUCGUUGGCCGCCGGAGGUCUGGUGGUGAUCAUCAGCAUCUUGCUGACAAUGUACGGAAUGUCGUCGUUCCAGGAGGGGGACCCACCGCGGUCCCCGUCCUUGACCCUGACGGGGCGGGUGAAGAAGCCCGAUCAGCUGCAGACGGCGGACGGGUGGGCCAAAUUCUCCGGUGGGUUUUUCUUCGGCGGGGUCUCCGGCGUCGUCUGGGCUUAUUUCUUGCUCUAUGUCCUCGACCUCCCUUACUAUGUUAAGUAGGAUUGCUUUUGUUUGAGUUCUGUGUAUUACUGUUUGUAUUUUGAUUUGAUUUCUGGAAGUAAAAUGAAGCCUGCAAAAUUCAUGGGUGUGGAAUUUAGAAUAUGUGUGUGCAAAAUCUUAGCUUUGCAAAAUGAGCAAAAAGCAACAGACUCAAAAAAAUAUUGAGAUGAUAAAUCACAGUACGUUAG